This is a messenger RNA of Saccostrea cuccullata (small rock oyster), 2838 nucleotides long. RefSeq lists its product as uncharacterized. The transcript is spliced from 8 exons. NCBI's taxonomy places the organism in Eukaryota, Metazoa, Mollusca, Bivalvia, Ostreida, Ostreidae. The record is from RefSeq and is a predicted model, not a curated record. The coding region runs from base 181 to 2805 and encodes 874 amino acids.
UUAUAACAUUUAACACACCCUUUGCAGCGUAUUAGAAAAUUUCCAUUUGCACUGGUAUCAGUUUAACACCAUAUACCCGUUUCCGUGUUUCUUAAAUUGCAUUUUCGGUGUUUAAGUGCCUUCUUUCAUUUCCGCUUACACAGGGUGCUAAAAAUAACAUCACAACAAAGGGACACGCCUAUGGAGUGGACAGAGAAUAAACUGAAAUGGAAUUCCUUCUUAAGCCCUCUUCGAUCUCCUCGCAAAGUGACAUGGGGUGGUUCAAGCAGAAUGCAAAUCAAGAAGAAGUUACCUGGAACGCAAUAUUUAUCUCAAACAUUUGCCAAUAGAUUACUUGAAAAUACCGAGAAGCCGAUACCUGUCAAAGGAAGGUCGGAGGAACUAAGAAAAGUUACCAAAAAUUUUCAACAAAAUGAAGUCCUCAAACUUUAUGACAAGGCUGGAAGUGGAACAUCGUUUCCAAAAGGGCAAUUAUCUAGCAUCCAUUCUCAAGAUUCAAGAGGUGCUUCCCUUGAUGGCACGGAUUCAGGUUCUUUGUCAAAAAGACCUAAUGCAGUCAAAAAAGGAGACACUGAUAAUCAAGACCAGCAGAGAACACUUUCAACAGGUGCGAGCAUAUUUUCUCCGACAGGUCAAAUCAAUAUCGAAUUGCUUGAUAAUUCCAUAGAAAAUCCUAUAGCCAUUAGCGAUGACGAGUCAAUUGAAGAGAACAUAGAUGAGACAUUUUCUCCACCAAAGAAAAGAAAGCAAGACAAUGUUAUUGCAUUGGAUAUAACAGAGCUUAGCCCCAGAAAACAUAUUGAUACUGAAAAACAUGAUUUGUGCAGCGUCCCAGCAAUAAAAGAUGUUGACUUAGACCUUAAGAAUGAGACUCAAGGGAGAGCGCAAGAUUCCGGAGUUAGUAUAGAAACAAAGAAAAUAAGCGGUGACCUUGAACAAGAACGAUUUGUACUGGAAACCGGAAAACCUGGUUCUCAAAGAAAAUGGGAGGAGAAGAAUAAUAAAUUCAAGAAGGAUAGUUGGGAAAGUUUAUCUGGAAAAGUUUACAAUGAAGAAGUUAUAAGCACUGGAUUUAACAAAAAUGAAAGUUUAAAUCUCAAAACUGAUAAUGUAUUACUAGGAAAUGGCAUCUCAAAUAUGAAAUCCACCAGCAAUGCAAACGGUGAAAUCAAGAGAUCACCAAUUGUUUUCCCUCAACAACAUCUGUCCUCGCCUGAUCAGGAAUCGGAUGAAAUCGACAUAUUGGCAGACAUAAAUCCACAGCAUCUGGCUUCCCUUGAAAAGGAGCAUUCAAUUGAAAGGCCACGAAUAAGAGCUGAACGUACACCGAAUAAAAAGGACGACAUCGACAAACCUUGUUCUCAAUGGAAUUUAGACUUAUUUUCUCGCUACUUCGAUUUUGAAAGCUCUGUGGAAGAGUUGGAUUUACAACAAAAUCUUUGUGAAAAUGAAUUACAAGUAGAUCAGAUGAUUUCCGAGUUUAAACGUAGAAUUCAUAUAGCAUCAUCAACAGUUAAAUUUUUCGGACAUGAAAAAGAAGAAACGCUAACUUGUAACUUUGAGUCUCUGUGUAGGACAGAAGUGGGAACAAGGCUUAUAUUAAAUGAAAUUUUCUUUCCACUCUGUUCAUGUUUAAACCUUUCUGUUGAAAUUGAAAGAAAUGUGGAUUGUUCUUAUCUCCCCAAUUGCAAAUUUGAUUAUAGAAUCGUCAACAGUAAUGGAGAAGUUAUUGGAGCAGUCGAAGCCAAAAGCUCUAGAUCUCUCAAGCCAGAUUCUGUAGUUCAAGCUGUCCUAGAACUCUGCAUACUUCAGACAGAGCGCCUGACGAGGAAAACGAACAACAAAAACAUGCCUCUUUUUAACAUCUUGACAGACGGUGUGCGAUAUGUCUUCAUCGUUCUUCAAGGUGACAAAUUACAGUUUGAACAAAGAUUUAACAAAAUUCGUGUUAGGGAAAUGACCACCUGGGAUAGUGUGAAGAACCUUUACAAGUCCUUACUGCAUCUUAUGCGCUUACAGGAACAUGUAGUUAUUGAUAAAAAAAGAAUAUUGAUUGACUCCAGGCGGUGUUACCAGUGUCAUGAAGUGAACAACCCCGCAGACUGUACGACGUCCGUAAACUGCGGAGUUGGAAAGGAAUGCAUUGUGUCAGAGACAAUCGGGGAUGAUUUCACCUACCAUUUUAAUGUUGGCUGCGUCGAAAAGUCGGUUUGUACUUCCGGUUCUGAUCUGCCCCAUCCAUCGAGUGGGCCAGACAUUGUGGGUAAAAGAACAGUCAUGAAACGCAACCUAGAGUUCGCUUGCUGCGAUUCAGAUUUGUGUAACAACAAAAUGCCAUCAGAAUUUCAACCUACAUCUUGUCCAUCUGGGACCCAUGAAUUCAGAGAUGGAUUAGUCCACCUGUGCUACUUUAUACUCAAACAAGACAGGAAUGCUGAUGAUGGCGCACGGGCAUGCGCAACUCAAUUCAAAGGAGGAAAGUUGGCUUACAUUCCUUCAGAUGCGGCAGAUAACUUUAUCAAGUUAACACUCAAGGGAGAUUUUUCUGGUGACCAUUCUGGUGCAUUUAUAGGCGUCUUUGAUAAACAGCAGGAAUUAUCUUUCGUGGAUACAGACGGAGCACCACAGAAAUUUUUUGACUGGAGACACGGACAGCCAAAUGACCCUAAUGUCAAUGACCCGCAUCGGGAACCUGCGCAGGACUGUGUGCGCAUGUUUCCUAUCGACGGAGAGCAUUUCAGUUGGCAGGAUAAACCUUGCGAACAGUUAGCAUGGACUCUGUGUUCUAUUAAUAUUCACAAAUAAAAUGUUCAUCAGUUCUUUUUUGUACAGUCGUUA